UGGAUAUAUAAGACACAUUCUGUCUUUAGAGAAGCUACAUUAGCAUCAGCAUCCUUAAGGAGAACGCUUAGAGAUUAGACCGUUUUUAGAAAUACGUAAAAAGACCACCAUGGCGAAGAUUUUAUAUGUUUUGGGCUUCUUGCUUACAGUUGCAACAUACCAGGUAUACUCCCAAAGCUGUCACAUGAGAGAGCUAGAUGUGUGCGCUGCCAGCUUACUCGUCAACCAAGAAGACAAUAUUGCUCAAACUGAGGCAGAACUGGACACUCAGUGCGCCACAAUUCGCGACGUACAGCACUGUAUCCAGAAUUACACUCAAAAUUGCAUGACUGCUGUCCAACGGGAACUAAUGGGAUUCUUCAGUGAAGGCUCUGAAAGGCUAUUAGAGGAUUACUGUACUUCAGGCACAGACGUCAGGAAGAGAUACUUGGAGAAUUCUGCUUGCCUCAGCGAAGCUAACAAAGAAACAAGACAUUGCCUUACAGAUCUGAGAAAUGGCUUGGAGGUGAUUGGAACAUCUGAGUUUGAUAAACGUGUUCCAACAGCCUGUUGCUCAUACCAGAGAUACAUGGAGUGUGUUGAGAAAACAGUUGAAGACAAAUGUGGAGCAGACUCUGUCACUUUCUUGCAAGAACUCUUAAGAACUGCUGUGUCACGUCUUCCUGACAUUGUAUGUACCGGUUACAGUCCCGAGAGCGAAGAAUGUGUCAAGGUACUGCCAGAACCUGGCCAAGAACCAUCUGGUAGUUCUUCAUCUCCGUUGUCUCGCCUUUUUGAUGCUUAUUUCCAAAAUUUGGACUAAAAUGAAACCAAAGAGAAAAAAAAAGAACAGAAAACAUCGUCUACUAUCUACGCUACAUAAAGACGGUGGUUUCUUAGCUAUAAACAUACUACAACAUUUUAUUGAAUAUAGUAACAGUAGUAGACAAAUGUCAUUUACACUAGAGAUAAGAAACUGUUUCUGGUCAGAUUAGAUAGUUUUCGUUUCUACCUUUUUGAACCUACUGACUUUAUGUUUUAUAUUUUUCAACCUGAUUCACACGUGGUUGAAAAAUUGCGAUGUAACCUGAAUUUGUUUUUCAAUUUUUUUCUCUUUUUUUUUAAGACAAGUAAAAUCUAUUUACUUCAUGAAAA
Limulus polyphemus (Atlantic horseshoe crab) is the source of this 1134-nucleotide messenger RNA. RefSeq lists its product as uncharacterized. Bases 110 to 802 code for a protein of 230 amino acids. The record is from RefSeq and is a predicted model, not a curated record. The transcript has 5 exons. Lineage: Eukaryota; Metazoa; Arthropoda; Merostomata; Xiphosura; Limulidae.